Molecule: messenger RNA, 4775 nt
Organism: Mus musculus (house mouse)
Lineage: Eukaryota; Metazoa; Chordata; Mammalia; Rodentia; Muridae
Gene: Nr2f2
Product: nuclear receptor subfamily 2, group F, member 2
Exons: 3
Coding region: 1249-2064 (271 amino acids)
Biological process (GO): positive regulation of transcription by RNA polymerase II; regulation of DNA-templated transcription; positive regulation of DNA-templated transcription
Cellular component (GO): nucleus
Molecular function (GO): sequence-specific DNA binding; nuclear receptor activity; DNA-binding transcription repressor activity, RNA polymerase II-specific
Source: RefSeq, a predicted model, not a curated record
GGGGAGGGGGGUGGGGGUCUGCACUGCAACCCAGAUCAGCCCCCACCCCCAUUACAGUCCGCAUGCUUUAGUAGACUUUCCUUCUCCACUCUUUCUUCCUCUCCCCCUCUCUCUCUUUCUCCCUCUCCGGACAGCUUUUCCUUUCCUUUGCAUUGAUUGAGAGUUCAUUAGAGUUCACCUUUCUGCAAGGAAUGGGUUGUUUGUUGUUGUUUUAAAGUCCCCCCCCUCUCUCUUCCCUUUCUCUCUUUCCUUGUUUUUCCUGCAUGUUCAACAUAUGUCCCUCCUCCUUACCCCUCUCCCCAACCCCCACCUUUUCAGAAAAAAAAAAAAACAACCUGAGAUUGUACUUUUGUACAGGAGGUUCAAAUUACAAAUGGCAAUUUUAUGCACUUCGCCGUAUUAACGCUGCCGCCUGGGCAGAGCUCAUGUGACCCCUCCGUGGAUUAACAUUCUGCUUUAAAAAAAUACCUCUUGUUUUCUUUUUUUUUCCUUUCACUUUUGAAACCCUGAGAGCACUGUAGGGAGUAGGAAAGUGUGGGCAAGGGGCCUUUGGCCGCUGCUUUCCCUCUGCGCCAGUUGGGUCUUUGUGAUAUAAAAUUAUCCCAGAGCCGGGAACAGUGCUCUACCAAUGGCGCGCUCCGCGCCUGGGCGCGGGCUCCGGGUUGGAGCGAGCCAAUGCCGGGGUUUCUUUGUGUUUCUGCGAGAGCGACUCUCCCGGUCCUGAGUCAGAUAACAGCGGGUGCCUGAGCCUCGCCGGCUUUCUCCGGUCGUCACCGGCCUUGUCUGGGCUCCGCAAGCGCCCCACGUCUGCUCCCAGCCUCUCUCCCGCUUCCUCUCCUCUCUGACGGCCUCACUCUUUCUCUCUCCGCCCUUUUCUCCCUUGUCUCUCCUCCUCCGAGCUGAGCUCAGGGAUCAGGCAAAGACGCCAGACCAAGACUCUGUCUCUCGCCGGGGUUUCCUUCCUGGGCUGGGGUUGAGGUUACAAGGUUUGGGGACAGUCGUUCGGAGGUGGCCACAGGCCAUCUGGGGUAAACCUUAAUGUCUUGUGCAAAAGCGUCUCACCCUCCCCCUACAUUCCCGUCUCGUUCCUUCUCCAAUCAAUAAGAAAUAUCAGCUAUUUAGCAGUUUUUAAAAAGAAAGAAAUGAAAUGAAACGAAAGGUGCCCUAAGGAUAUGCUGCACCUCGCUUACAGCUCCAGGGACCCCAUUCAAAGUGACCAAUUCUGGGUCCUCGGCGGACCAAGCCUAGAUGGGCCUCACAGCUGUACAGAGAGGCAGGAUGCCUCCUACCCAGCCUACCCACGGGCAGUUUGCCCUGACCAACGGGGACCCCCUCAACUGCCACUCGUACCUGUCCGGAUAUAUUUCCCUGCUGCUGCGCGCGGAGCCCUACCCCACGUCGCGCUUCGGCAGUCAGUGCAUGCAGCCUAACAACAUCAUGGGCAUCGAGAACAUUUGCGAACUGGCCGCACGGAUGCUCUUCAGCGCCGUUGAGUGGGCCCGGAACAUCCCCUUCUUCCCUGACCUGCAGAUCACGGACCAGGUGGCCCUCCUUCGCCUCACCUGGAGCGAGCUGUUCGUGUUGAAUGCGGCCCAGUGCUCCAUGCCCCUCCAUGUCGCCCCGCUCCUUGCCGCUGCUGGCCUGCACGCUUCACCCAUGUCAGCCGACCGGGUGGUCGCUUUUAUGGACCACAUACGGAUCUUCCAAGAGCAAGUGGAGAAGCUCAAGGCACUGCACGUCGACUCCGCCGAGUAUAGCUGCCUCAAGGCCAUAGUCCUGUUCACCUCAGAUGCCUGUGGUCUGUCUGAUGUAGCCCAUGUGGAAAGCUUGCAGGAAAAGUCCCAGUGUGCUUUGGAAGAGUACGUUAGGAGCCAGUACCCCAACCAGCCAACACGGUUCGGAAAGCUCUUGCUUCGUCUCCCUUCCCUCCGCACGGUCUCCUCCUCAGUCAUAGAGCAAUUGUUUUUCGUCCGUUUGGUAGGUAAAACCCCCAUCGAAACCCUCAUCCGGGAUAUGUUACUGUCCGGCAGCAGUUUUAACUGGCCAUAUAUGGCAAUUCAAUAAAUAAAUCAAUCAAAAUAAGGGGGAGUGAAACAGAGAAAGAAAAGGCAAAAGACUGGUUUUGUUUGCUUAAUUUCCUUCUGUUAAGAAAGGAUGUUACAAGUUUGCUAAAAAGAAGAGAGGGGAAGAAUUUAAUGGACUGUGAAUUUCAAAAAGGAGAGAGAGAAAGAGAGAGACUGCCAAAUGAACUUUUACAGAAUGCAUUAAAAAAAAAGAAAGAAAACAACUCCUGUGUUGGGCAGAACAACCUGCUACUUAUCAUUUUUGUAUAAAAAGGAAAUUAGUCUUUUUUUCUUUUUGGUAAAUUUUUGAAAAAUAUUGCUAAAAGUGCAUUUAAGGAGAUUGGGAGAAAAUUAGCAGAAUGGACAAAGUAAGUCAUUUUUUUCCAAAUUAUUAAUUGUCCUGUGUCUAUGUACCUCUAGUUGUUCUUUUUUUUUUUUUUUAACUUUUCUGGUUCCAAACCAGUUUAUUCUGUGGUUCAAUAAUAAGUUUUGAUAUAAUCUUGGCUUCUUAAAAACUGUGUAUCAUUAAAAUAUAUGUUCUGCAAGAAUUAAAACUGAGUCCAUGAAAAUAGCAUAGGAAAACAUAAAACUUUAAAAGGCAACUCAGAGAUGGUGGAAAUGCACUUACAAGUGGUGGCCAAAUUGUUUUUUUUUUUUUUUUUUUAAGGUAAAGUUGAGCACUCUAAUUAGCAAGCUGGGGGAAUCACAUCAACACUUAGCUUCCCCACCCCCACCCCAUACCAUGACAAACCUAGCUUUUUAAAAAAAAUAUUUUAAGAAACAGAAGGAACUGUGGAAUUUAUUGGCAGCCAAGGAAUGUGUCCAAGACACAAGCUGAGGUUUUUGAAUAAAAAGUGAACUUUUGUAAUUUGAAUUGGGUCCCCCCCCCUUAGUUCUUGAAUUGUUAUGAAUCCUAUAUCUGUUUGUAUAUUUGCAAGCCCUUUGUAUUAUAAUUGUUGAUAUUUCCCCUUUUUAAAAAAUACCAUUGAAAUCAGCAUGACAAAAUAACACUGUUGGCACUUAUAGGUAACGUGAUUGAUUCAGUAUCUUAGAGUUUACAGUUUGUGUUUUUAAAAAACUGAAGGUUUUUUUUUUAAGUGCAACAUUUCUGUAUACUGUAAAAGUUAUAAUAACUGAACUGUUUGGUCGAGUCUUUGUGUGUUAUAUUCCAAGGAAAUUGAAAGUAUUCAGAAAUUAAAAUAUUAUUUGAUAUCUGAAAUCUGCUUGGCUGUCCCCACUCACUGUCUUUCCACGGAGCUGAGCCCCUGUGAGUUCUCGCUGAGCCAGCGGGGGCCCCAUUUGUUUACUCCCUCAAUCAGUUUGUUCAAAGGUAGACUAGUGUAUUUGCCUGUUUAAUUUGGGUGUGGUGUGGGGGGGGAGCUGAAGUUAAUGGUUUAGCUAUGGUUUAGGAAGUGCCACACUGAUAUAGUAAGCCACCCCCAUUCACCUAAUCCUACUUUUAAUUAAAAAUGGAUUUUCCAGGAAAAAAAUAAGGCCCUUAUAUUUGUCACACUUAAGUGCCUGCUUAGGGAAGGUAUUGUGAAAAGUAUUAGAAAUUUUGAGAUCAGUAUCUGUUUUAUGAUCAGAAAAAAAAUGCUCUUUUGUACAUUUGUGACAGUUAUGCAGAGGACUGUCCAAGCAAGCUAAUCACAGAACUGUAAAUAGAGGGCAGUUGUUUGCAAUGAGUUUUUCCUUAAGUAAGUGUAAUUUUUCUUUUUCUUUUUUUCUUUUUUUUUUAAAAAUAUCCUGAGGUUCUCAUUUAGCGUGGCUGUUGAGAGGAUUUUGAAUACAGUGAUGUAGCUGCUAGCGACGAAGGGUCUGUUUUUCUUGUAUAUACAUGAUAACUUGCAGUUGCCCUGCCUUUCCCCUCCCCCUCCCUCUUCAGUCUGUUGAGAGCAUGGCCACAGGUCAAGGGAAUCUUUACCAUUGGAGUUAUGUACAUAAAAAAAAAAAACCAUGAACAUUUGGACAUUUCAGAUUAUAUAGAAACAAUCUGUACUGCUCUGGGAUCCUUUGGUCUUAGAAACCAUUUUUGGGGGGGUGGAGAGAGAGAGAGGGAGAGGAGAGAGAGAGAGAGAGAGAGAGAGAGAGAGAGAGAGAGAGAGAGAGAGAGAGAGAGAGAGAAUAAAGAAAACUUUACAGGGUGUGCUGAUUUGGGAAGUCAACUAUUUGGUUCUGUCCCUUAUUCUCUUUUCCUGGUUUGGGAAGAGCUCACUGCUGGGAACUUGCAAUUUGUUCUUAUUUAGACUUUCCAAGCUGCCCUCCCUGACAAUACUUUUACCAUGUUGUGGUUUAAUCUUAAAACGGGGGAGGGGGCUGGUGACAGAGGUGAAAGAAAGGAGAUCAGUUUGCCAAGUGCAUUCAACUUUGAUGCUCAGUUCUGGUUCAUACAUGCAGACCUGAAAACUCUGCCUGAUUUAGGCAGAGAUCUUUAUCUGACCCUCAGCUUCCCUCUGUAGAUAUAUAGAUAUAUAAAUAUAAAUAUGAAUAUAAGUAUGUUUUACAGCACAGCAUCUGACCUGUAGAUGGAGGUUUUGUUGGUUGUUUAUUUUCCCCUCUUGCAAGUGCUACCCAUGUGAGUGUGUGAAGUUUCUCUACUAAGUAAAACACAGGCCCUUUUCCUUGUUUGCUUUGUGUUAGCUUAUUGUAAACAGCCAUUUGUUGUAAAUUAUUAUUGGCAUUAAAUUAUAAUUUAUGAUUUUCAAAGCAAAA